Molecule: messenger RNA, 4724 nt
Organism: Penaeus vannamei (Pacific white shrimp)
Lineage: Eukaryota; Metazoa; Arthropoda; Malacostraca; Decapoda; Penaeidae
Product: ATP-dependent translocase ABCB1-like
Biological process (GO): transmembrane transport
Cellular component (GO): membrane
Molecular function (GO): ABC-type oligopeptide transporter activity; ATP binding; ATP hydrolysis activity
Source: RefSeq, a predicted model, not a curated record
AUUUCACGUGUUCAAGUGAGGAGGUAGGUGUUUCGGGAGAGACAGAAAGUGAACACCCACUUUGACGUCGCCUGGGGCCACCGUCGCCGCUUUUCCGACCAGCGAGGCUCCUGUCCCCUAAAGAGUUCGGCGGUCACGUGACAUGUAAACAAGAUGGUGACGAAAAUAGGCGUCGAAGAGGCAGGACAGGAAGCGAUGAACGGAAACACGCCGAAGAAGAAUGACCAAGCCGUCAUCGAAAUGAAAGGCAGCGAAGAGGCCAACGGCGGGGCCAGAGACGAAGGCGACGACAAGAAAGACGACACGAAAGAUGGCGACAAGAAGGAAGACGCUCUCCCGCCGGUGCCUGUGUUCCAGAUGUUCCGGUACGCGAGCGUGAAAGAGAAGUGGCUGAUGUGCGCGGGCGUGCUCGCGUCGCUGCUCGCGGGCAUCUGCAUGCCGGCCAUGUUCAUUCUCUUCGGCGACGUUACCGACGCCUUCGUCUACAACGACCUCCUCACCAGCAUCAAUAAUGAGACAAACUUUUCCGCGAUCAUAGCUGUGAAUCCCGGCAUGGAGAAUGCGACGAUCGAUGAAAUCAUCGAGUUCAUCGCAGCCUCUUACGGCAUCGAGGACUUCUUCCAAGAAAUCGUGAAGUUCGGGGCCGGCACCUUCAUCAUCGGCGCCGUCCAGAUGGUCAUGGGCUACAUCUUCGUGGCGUCCAUGAACUACGCGGCAGAAGGACAGGUAUAUAGGCUGCGAGGUAUGUUCCUUAAGAGCAUCUUAAGACAAGAAAUCGGCUGGUUUGAUACUCAUCAGACCAAUGACUUUGCCAGCAGAGUUACCGAGGAUUUGAAUAAAUUACAAGAAGGAAUUGGCGAGAAAGUGGGCAUGUUCAUCUUCUUCAUGACCAUCUUCAUAGCCUCUCUCAUCAAUGCCUUUGUCCACGGAUGGGAACUCACGCUGGUCAUUCUGUCUGUGUUCCCACUCUUAGGAAUCUCUACUGGAAUAAUUGCAAAGGUCCAGUCUAGCUUAACAUCAGUAGAGAUGAAAGAGUAUGCAAAAGCAGGCAGUAUCGCAGAGGAAGUGAUAUCAGCCAUCAGGACAGUGGUUGCCUUCGGAGGAGAAGCGAAAGAAGUCGAAAGGUACGACGCCAACCUCGUGCACGCCAGGCGAGCGGGCGUGAAGCGAGGCCUCGUGACGGGCGUGGGCAUGGGCUUGAUGUGGUUCCUGAUCUACGCGUACCUGGCCUUCUACUACGGCACCGGCCUCAUUCUUGAGUCGAGGGCGGACCCCGAUAGCAAUUUCAACCCCUCCAAUCUCAUCAUUGUGUUCUUCAGCGUGCUGAUGGGUGCCAUGAAUGUCGGCCAGGCAGCUCCAUACAUCGAGGCUUUCAGCGUGGCCAGGGGAGCAGCUGCGAACAUCUUUGAUAUUAUCGAAAGAAAAUCAGCCAUUGACCCUACUGGUUCUGAAGGAGAAAAGCCUCCUUCAGUGAAGGGAAUGAUUGAGUUCAAAGAUGUCCGCUUCAGCUACCCAUCAAGACCGGACGUGAAGGUGCUGCAGGGCGUGUCGCUGAGCAUAGAACCGGGGCAGACCGUGGCCCUGGUGGGUUCCUCCGGCUGCGGCAAGUCGACCUGCGUCCAGCUCAUACAGCGGUUCUAUGACCCACUGGAUGGCCAUGUGUUCCUAGACGGCCGUGAAAUAAAGAGUCUGAACAUCGGUUGGCUGCGAGACCAGAUCGGGGUCGUGGGCCAAGAGCCGGUCCUGUUCGCGACCACCGUUGCCGAGAACAUCAGGUACGGCCGCGAAGGCGUCUCCAUGGAGGACAUUCAGGCGGCGGCCAAAGAAGCCAACGCCCAUGACUUUAUCAUGAAGCUGCCGAAGAAAUACGAAACGAACGUCGGCGAGCGAGGGAGCCAGAUGUCGGGCGGACAGAAGCAGCGCAUCGCCAUCGCGCGCGCGCUCGUCAGGCAGCCCAGGAUCCUGCUCCUGGACGAGGCCACGUCGGCGCUGGACACGCAGAGCGAGGCCAUCGUGCAGCAGGCGCUCGACAAGGUGAGGAAGGGGCGCACAACGGUGGUCGUGGCGCACCGUCUGUCCACCAUCAAGCCGGCAAACAAGAUCGUGGUUUUCAACAAGGGGAAGAUCGAGGAAGUGGGAACUCACAACGAACUGAUGAAGCUGCAGGGGCUUUAUUACAACCUCGUCACAGCCCAAGUCAGCCCGCAGGAGGAAAAGGAGAACAAGAGCAGCCCGCAGAAGGAGAAGGCCGAGGACGAGGCGGCCUUCAUCGACGGCGAAGCCCUCUCGGAGUUGAGUCAGGACAUCAUCGAGGACCUGGCCAGCAUGUCCCCGGCGGCCCUCACCCGCAGCCCGUCCAUCCGCCAGUCGCUCAAGAGGCGCCGCGCUUCGUCCGCCAAGGCUGUCAAGAGCCCCGUGCGGAACGUGCAGGAGAAGGAAGAGGAGGAGGCCCUGCCGGAAGUGGCCACGUGGGAAAUCAUCAAGAAGAACGCCUCUGAAUGGCCGUACAUCGUCGGGGGCAUCCUGGGCUCUGCCAUCCAAGGGACGACCAUCCCCCUCUACGCUAUAUUAUUUGGCGAAAUCCUCGGGACUCUGUCCAUUGCCGAGGAAGAGAAAGCCAGGAAUGAAGCCAACUUCUAUGCCUUGCUUUUCCUUCUAAUUGGCAUUGUUGCAGCGCUGUCUAUGUUUAUGCAGGCAUACAUGUUCUCACUCUCCGGAGAAAUAUUGACGGCGAGAUUACGUAAGUUGACCUUUGCUGCCAUGGUGCGACAGGAGGUGGGCUGGUUCGAUGAAGAGAGGAACUCCGUCGGGGCUCUGUGCUCCAAGCUGUCGGGAGAUGCUUCGGCCAUACAAGGGGCGACGGGCUCUCGCGUGGGCACCAUCGUCCAGGCAAUCACCACCCUGGGCAUCAGCAUUGUCCUCGCGCUGUACUACGACUGGCGCCUCGGCCUGGUCACGCUGCCCUUCAUCCCCUUCGUGCUGGUGGCGGUGUACCUGCAGAGCAAGAUCCUGAUGGGGCAGAGCGUCACCGAGUCCAAGGUCCUAGAGAACGCGGGGAAGAUAGCCAUAGAAGCCAUUACAAACAUCCGCACAGUUGCUGGCCUCCACAAGGAAGAGCAUUUUGCUAAUGAAUACUCGAAGGCUCUACUUAAACCUCACGAGGAAGCAUUAAAGAAAUCACAUUUGAGAGGUGCUGCUUUCGGAUUCGCUCAGGCGAUGCCCUUCUUUGCUUAUGCUGUCAGCAUGUUCUAUGGAGGAUACCUGGUCAAUGAGAAUCAAUUGACGUACGAAAAGCUUUUCAAAGUCGCCGAGGCCCUGAUCCUGGGCACGAUGAUGGUGGGUCAGGCCGUGGCCUUCGCGCCCAACUACAGCAAGGCCAAGGUCGCUGCGGCCAGGAUCUUCCAGCUGCUGGAACGGCGACCUGCUAUCGAAACGUCAUCGGGAGUCGGCCUUCGUCUCAGUGGCCACGUGGAGAACAUAGAGCUGCAGGACGUGCACUUCACGUACCCGACGCGGCCGGACGUUCCCAUUCUGAACGGGCUGGGAGUGCGGGUGGGGCGAGGCAAGACCUUGGCCCUGGUUGGGAGUUCGGGCUGCGGCAAGUCGACCAUAAUCAGCCUCCUCGAGAGAUUUUACGACCCCAAAAGUGGUCGGAUUACCAUCAGCGGAGAAGAUAUACAAGCCCUAAACGUGGGCUGGGUCAGGAACCAGUUGGGUCUCGUGUCUCAGGAGCCUGUGCUGUUUGACCUGACCAUCGCGGAAAACAUUGCUUAUGGGGACAACUGCCGUGUCGUGGGCCAUGAAGAGAUCAUCAGGGCCGCCAAGCAAGCCAAUAUUCACAGUUUCGUUGAGUCUUUGCCUCAGGGUUAUCAAACAAGGGUCGGUUCAAAGGGAACUCAGUUGUCCGGAGGGCAGAAGCAGCGCAUUGCGAUUGCUCGAGCUCUUGUGAGAAAUCCCAGUGUGCUUUUGUUAGAUGAGGCGACGUCUGCGCUGGAUACCGAGAGCGAAAAGGUGGUCCAAGAGGCCCUGGAAAGAGCCCAAGAGGGUCGAACCAGCAUCAUCAUCGCGCAUCGCCUCUCCACGAUCCAGAACGCUGACACCAUCGCCGUGGUACAAGGGGGCUGCGUGGUGGAGGCUGGAACGCACGAGGAACUCAUGAAGAAACAAGGACACUAUUACGACCUUUAUCAGACCAACCACUAAGGCUUUGUCCUUGAAAUCUGGUCACAGUUAUUUCAUGACAUGAAGUCUAAUUCUCGAAAAACAAAUCAUGAAAUCUAAUCAUACAGGAACGUGUUUCAUGAAAUCUGAAAGUAAAGUGUCCCGAUCAAUGAAAUCUAACCAUAAAGGAACCUAUUUCAUGAGCUCUCAAUGGGACCCGUUUCACGAAAUCAUAGGGGAACCUGUUUCAUGAAAUCUGACCUGAAAGCGACACGUUUCACGAAAUCGAAUCCUAACGAAACACACGUCGUGGCGCCGAAUCCUAAAGGGCCCGCGUAACGAAAUCCGAUUACAAAGGAACCUAUUUCAUGGAAUCUGACCAUGAAGGAACCUGUUUCAAGAAAUUUAGUAGCAAAGAAUUAUUUUGAAAUGUUCAAUCAGAUUUAUUUUCUUAAGAAAGCAAUGCACGUAGAAUUACGUUUAACGAAGCUAAAUCACAAAGAAUUAUUUUUUUAUGAACUUGGGAGAACCUUGUAGUGUAUGUACGUCUCGCCACUUCAUGA